AGUCGGGCCGUGCGCAGCGCUGCUCGCGUGGCGGCACCGCUGAGCGGGGAUCCCACAAGACAGCGCCUUCAGUCCCGCGAACGCAGCCCGCCACACCGUUCACCGGCUUUAAAAAAUAACUCCCUCCUUCCGCUCUCGUGCACCGCUGGGAUUAGAGCCGCACUCGCUCGAAUUUCAACCCGACGCAACAGUUUAGUGCGAUAAAGAUUAAGUGCUUUUCGAGGUCUCCGUCCGCGUGCGAAACAUUCUCAGUCGUUAGGUAUUUUUUUCGGUCCGGGGAUGCUUUUUUUCGCUAUCGUUCGUACUUGCUGAACCUCACGUUACGUCACGGAGAUUACGUACUUGUUUGUUAGAGCGUGAAAGGAUUACGCUUUGAGUGGUUUUUUACGCGAGGUCGCAUCCAAAAAGUGUGGGCUUUUGUACCCUCCUAUCUUGUGUGCGUUUCAUAAAAUAUAGAUGUUGAUUAGAAAGUUACAACUGCUCCCUUAAAGUUCUUUUUGACGAUGUAGUACAUUUUGGGGGUGAAAAAGAGCGAUCAACAAACAACGAUCGUUUCAAAAUUUUUUGAUUUGUGCUCCUAAACCGGUUCGGAACGGUCUUCGAUAACUCUCUGUGCGGUUAGUUAUUUCCAGUGAAUCCUCGUACGGAAAAGCAUAAUUGAGGGUGUCAAAAACAGGGUCCAUUUGCACUCUCCUGGCACACAUUGGAUCGAGUCAAUAAGCAAGGAGCAAACGUGACAUCGUGGCCCUAAGUUUGCAAGAUAAUUCACGCCCUCGCCUCUGAGCCAGUAUGGAGUGCAGGACGGUUCUAAUGAGACGGAAAAUCGAAGGGGUCAAGAGCCUCCACUUAAAUGAAGGAGCAGCCGCGAGAGGGCGUAGGGGAUGCAAAAAUAUUGUGGUCUGCGGAUGAGAUCCUGAAGGUGACGCACGGGAAGUGUCAACUUCCUCAUUCUUCUAUCUCUCUUCGUCUUGACAAUAAGUUCUGCAAGAAAAUGGUGUGACAUGUCGGAUGCCUACUCAAAACAUGAUGCCUUUUGGUUAAUGAUUGGCCAUUUCUAUUAUGGUAUUGUGGGCUACGCUGCUGAUAUUACAUGGCGCUAGUUUGGCUGGUUCUAUGCCAGCCUCAGGAGCUCCGGAAAACGUAACAAUUGUGUUCCUCAGCCCCACUUCCGUCCGUAUCUCUUGGACCAUCACACUGGACAAAGUCGACAAGUAUGACGUCACAUACAAACCAACCGACGCCAGUUACAGGGUGGUCGUAGUGGUAGCUGCCAACUGCGAGUCCGUCCAGCUAACCGGGCUCAUUCCCAACACACAGUACACUUUGUCAGUUGCGGCAUUUCGCGCCAGCAAAAAGUAUCGUAGCAGUCCUGUGGUUUUCAAAACCCUGGAGCUACAACCGAGGAAUCAUUCAGGAGGCCCUUUUACAAGUGGAGGGCCUCCUGUCGUCUUCAUAGGCCCUGGGAGGUCACAAAAUUUCACAGGUCCACCUUUUCCCCCGACUUCAUUUCCACAGGUGCGUGGAAUUGAGGUCGGGAUCGUCCUGAUGGUGCUAUUAGUAUGGGUCGGUGCGAUCAUCCUGUUUUUCAACCGAUGGGGCAAAAUCCGGAUGUUACUGCCCUAUCAACCGGACUACAAAGAUACUCAGCUCAAAGUCCCUGGGACGGGGGCUUGCGCCAGCUCCAGCACUUGCCAAAAUCAAGUAACUUCCGGUUUUUGCUGCUCACAGCAGCACCUGCACCAGUGCGGUCUAGAGGAGGAUUGGCUGGCGCGUCGCCGGAGCUACCUGCCCCAGCUCCCGCGCUCCAGAAUCAACUCGGCCAUCUACCUCCGACCGACCUUCGGCGACUUCACCAGCGAACAUAACCUCAAUUCCCUGGAGCCCUCCAACCUCCGCAAGGCCCAGAGCGCCGACUUCCUCCCCACGCGGGUCCACAGCUACGCCUGGCGCCAGGAGCACCAACUCCCCAUCGUCUCCGUGUCCAUCGCCUCCGACUCGGAGCCGGCCAAUCAGGAGCCCGGAGAUGAGAGCCUCAAGAAAAGGCCGCCGCAGGAGGAGGCCGCGGAGCCGGACGACCGGGAGCCAAUCAUAAGAGAGAAUGUCUCUUAGAGACCUUGAAUUUCUGUCACAAGCAAUGUAUUUGGACGAGGAGAUGCACUGGAAAAAAAACACAUUGGAUCUAGAGUCUAGACUCUUGAAAACAUUGACAAGAAAAAGGACUCUUGAUUCAAUCAGAUUUAAGCUCAAACCAAGAACCCAGCCUCUUAAUUUGAGCGGAUUUCCUUUUGAUUUAAGCUUAAAUUUAAUUGAAUCAAGAGUAUUUUUUCUUGCCAAUGUUUUCAAGGGCUGCGUAUCGUUUCCACACAAUUUCAUUACCACACAGUUUUGGUGACUUUCAUUACCACACACUUUCAUUUCCACACACUUUCCAAUAAUGCACUAUUUGGCAACUGUGUACGAUGAAAAUGAGAAAUGUUUACUUUUAUUUGGGAGCAGAUCUUCGCGAGCCGAUAGGCAUGCGCGUAUUUCGAAAUGGUUUUUAUAUUUUGGUAUAAUUGGGCGAGAUUAAAAAAUUGCAUAGCUUCAAAAAUAACGACAAUGGCGAUCAAAUAGCUUGCGAAGAUGAUCCAGAUGUUCCUUCUUCUUCUUCUCUGCCCUAAUUCUGAGCUGGUGAGUACUUUUUGCCCUUAUAAAUUUUUGUUUUACUUAUUUUUAUAACUUGUGCCGGUAUUUCUUUUCUAUAUUCUCGCAGCGCGCUACAAGAUGUUGCCAAAUGGUGCAGAAGAAUAAACUGUGUGGUAAUGAAAGUGUGUGGAAAUGAAAAACGUAAAAUUGUGUGGUAAUGAAAUCGGGCGGAAAUAUGUGUGGAAAUGAAGUGCAGCGUUUUCAAGAGUCUGGACUCCAGAUCCAAUGUGUUUUUUUUUUCAGUGUGGCCAUUCUGCCGUGCUAAGGAAGAACGCCGUAUGAGCCUUUAGGCGUUGCCAUAUCCCCUUCAA
This is a messenger RNA of Bemisia tabaci, 2996 nucleotides long. The record is from RefSeq and is a predicted model, not a curated record. Lineage: Eukaryota; Metazoa; Arthropoda; Insecta; Hemiptera; Aleyrodidae.